CUACUACCACUGCUACUCCUAAACACACUACUACUACCACUACUACUCCUAAACCCACUACUACUCCUACUACCACUACUACUCCUACUACCACUACCAUGAGAAAAACUACAACAACCACGACCACAACAACAACAACUACUACUGCUCCUCCAUCAACUACUAGAACAACCACAACUAAAAAGCCCACCAAGAGCCAUUCUAAAACAAGUCACCACACAGAAACAGAAGGUGAAUUGGACUUUUCCGAAAAGCAACCUGAACCUUUACGUCCUCCACCUAGAAAACAGGCCCCAAGAGGGAAAGCAUUACUUGUGAACCGUGGUAGAGGUAGAGGAGGUCCAAACCCAGAUUCAGACUCGGUCAUAAAUCUGUCUGUUACAGAAGCUCCUCAAUCCGUCACACAACCAAUGCAUCUAGAAGACAAGCAUGUGGGGAGGGAGAGAGAGAGAGUGAACCAGAAGAACAAUCCUAUUUGGACAAACAGACGAAGACCCCCUUACAGACGGGGCAGACCCCCACAGAGACGGGUUCGACCUCAGAAACCCUCCCUCCCCUCAUCACACAAACCACAGACGACACUCCCUCAACCCGCAACAAGAGUGGAAAAACAAGAAUCUACUGCAUCGCAAAAAGACAAUUCUAAAAUGGAGGACAAUAUUACAGAACACAUACCCACUAUUUCAACACAUGAUGACAAUGAGCCUGUUGAUCCGAUCAUUAAUCCCAACACUGCUACAGACAAAUCAGAUAGCAUUCACAUAAAAUCAUUAACACCAGAGAUGAAAGACCUUAGUAUAGUUAACCUUUCAAACAGAGAGCAUGUGCCUACACCAGAGACAAUCACCUCAGCAGAAAAUCUACCUCCCCCAACUGAGGUGCCUGGACAGGAGAGGACAUGGGAGAACUUAAAAAAACAGGAUGUUAUUAGACAGACUACCCAAAACAGGCAAACAUCCCCAAAGAUAACAACAACAGCAACAAAGCACACUGAUAUUAAUUAUAACAUUCAUUUAAAUCCUCAUUUGUCACAUGAUACGGUUGCUAUGGCAACACCCGUACUGACUAAACUUGACGUUUCAGAUAAAGGAGCUGCCAAGCCAGAAACCCCUUUAACAAAAGUACAUUUUCUAAAUCCAACUCCUAAAAAAUCACAAGAUAAGACACAAACACAUUUGAGAACCGUUGCAAAAGGCAGUGUUGCUCGGGAGGAUUUUCUGAGGAACACACACAGAAACUCGUAUAAAGAGGAGGAGGAUCACUCUCAAAUGAAACCUGACAGUCCCAGUCUCCCCAUCCACCCCUGGAUCUACCAACAGAAUGUCCAAAUGAGAGUUCAAACCACCCCUCCACCCCGCGCUCCCACCCCCUAUUGGCCUUAUAGCCGCUUACAAGUGUGGCCCUCAGUUCAUGGUUCAGGGCCACAUCCUUUCUUUACGGAGAGGCCCAUGCUUUUCCCCCACCCAGGGGGCCGGGGCGUUGGGGUCACCAAUCGACCAGAAAUCACAGCUGAGACUGUCAGGCCCACAGCGUUCAUCUCUGCUUCACCGGGCAGUGGCAUGGCAGCCCCGCUGACCUCCCACCCACCCCACAGGAUCCCAGGCCCAGCCAGCAGGACCAGACAGCAGGACCUCUUAAUGCUCUCCAAGCUCAGAAACAGAUACAGACAGGCUCAGCUGGACCGUAUUUCACAGCUAGGGAAGAGAGUGACAACUAAGCCCAAGAUCAGUCACCCUACACCUAGACCUCACUACCAGCCUCCCACUCCGUCAUACAACUACUGGCCUGUGCCCCCCACCACCUCCCUCCCCGUGCCCACCAACAGGCCCUACUCCACAGCCAGUGUCCUGUACGGCAGCCGCUGGCACUACAGCCACUGGGGCCAGAGGAGACUGAGCACGGCCCUGCCAUUCCCCAACUUGAUGGGUAGUGGGGUGAAGCCUAGGAUCAGUUCUGUGAACACAGUCAGUGUGUCUGCCCUGGCUGAGGGUGAUGUGCUGCUGCCCUGUGAAGCAUCAGGAGACCCACAGCCAGCGCUCUCCUGGACUAAAGUCUCCACAGGUGCUACCGUCCAAGCAAACACAAAACACGGACAGAGAUUUGAAGUUGUAAAGAACGGCACCUUUGUGAUUAAAAACAUUCAGCUACAGGACAGAGGCCAGUACCUCUGCACGGCACAGAACACAUUUGGCUCGGACCGAAUGGUCAUUACCCUGGCUGUGCUGACCCAGCCUCCCAAAAUCAUAGGUCCCCACUCCAGAGAGGUCCCAGUGUAUUUGGGGAAGGCUAUAAGCUUAGACUGUGUAGCCUCUGGCAAGCCCCAGGCUCAGAUCUCCUGGAUUCUUCCAGACAGGACCUUUGUGCGUGAUGUGGGAGCUCUUGACAGGUCAGCCUCUCUGCUGGCUAACGGCACCCUGAGGAUCCAAUCAGCUAACUUCUCCAGUAAAGGCGACUAUAGGUGUAUCGCUAGCAAUGCGGCCGGAGCUGACACAGUGACUUUUCACAUCCACGUGGCAGCGCUACCGCCCACCAUCAAUGAGGAGGCCUCGGAGAGCAUCGUCAUCCAGGAAGGGAGAAGUGUGUACGUCCACUGCACUGCCAAGGGAGAGCCUGCGCCCGUGCUAAAGUGGACCCUCCCUGCAGGGGUACAUGUCAAACCCUCCCAGAUCCUCGGCAGGAGACUGUUUGUCUUCCCCAAUGGGACGCUGUACAUCAAGAACAUCUCUCCAGAAGACUCGGGGAGGUAUGAGUGCUCUGUGACCAACGCAGUGGGCGCGGCCAGGAGAGUUCUGUACCUGAAGGCCAGGCAGGAGGUCCCCAGCCUGCGACUGUCACACCACCCCUCCCAACAGCACCGAGUCACAGCCAUGUAUGGCUCCACUGUGUACCUGCACUGUCCAGAGUCCACUGGCACUCCCCGUGGCACUCUGUGGCAGCUACCAUCCAAAACAUUGCUGGAACAUCGCUACAGCCCUGAGAGACCUGUCACCGUGUUCUCCAAUGGGACCUUACGGAUCCUGCAGCUGACUGAAAAAGACGGAGGUAGCUACCUGUGUAUGUUCCAGAGGCCCAACGGUGAGGACAUGGAGCUGUUCCAGGUGCAGGUGCUCAUGAUGCCACCUAAGAUCGAACAUCUGGCCACAGCUCAGAAGAGGGUGACCUCCGGGGAGAACUUCCAGGUGGACUGUGUUGCCUCAGGCCUUCCUGACCCAGAGGUGUCCUGGAGCCUCCCUGAUGGAACCAUGAUCAACAAUGCCCUACAGUCGGACGACAGCGGCACCCGUUCUCGCCGCUAUGUCAUCUUCGGGAAUGGAACACUGUUGCUGCAGCAGAUGGGAAAGAAGGAUGAGGGGGACUAUACAUGCCAUGCUAAGAAUGAACUGGGGGAGGAUGAGAUGAAGGUGAGCAUCAAAGUAGGCCCUGACUUCCCCCGAAUCACAUCCAAGGCUCAGCUGUUGCUCACGGCCCGACUCGGAGAGUCUGCCUAUAUGACGUGUCAGGCGACUGGGGAGCCUCCACCAACCAUUGUGUGGCUCUCCCCAAGCAAUGACGUCAUCACAUCCUCUUCAACCAAAUACCAAACCUUAGAUGAUGGGACUUUGGUGAUAAAGAAGGUGACUUUGGCCGACCAAGGGAAGUAUGCUUGUGUGGCAAGGAGUUCUGCUGGGGAUGACAUCAAGAACAUUAAGAUACAAGUAGAACCAAGAGAGCCACACAUCAAUGAACAAGGUGGAAGAAGCAGCAUGAAAGUGUUGGCAGUAUCUUAUCAGACAACACUGCUUGACUGCAGAGCGGAGGGCAAGCCUGAGCCACGCAUUUCCUGGGCCGCACCCUACGGCCUCUCUCUGCCAACACCUUACCUGGGAGGACGCUUCCAAGUCCACAAGAAUGGGAGUCUAGAGCUACGUGGAGUGAGGAAGACAGACGAGGGUCAGUAUGUGUGUUUGGCCAAAAAUCACUUGGGAGAAGCAAGCCUGGCAAUUGAGCUUGAAGUGGCAUCCAUAGCAGAGAAGCCAAGCUUCGCCAUGCCGAACAUUGAGAUUUUACCAAUAAAACAAGAUGGAAGUGAUGUCACUCUGGAGUGUCCUGCCCGCGGUAAGCCAAACCCAGAGUUUGUUUGGAUCCUGCCAAAUGGCACAGCGCUGAUGCCAGGCACUAGACAUCAACACUUCACUCACUAUAGAGGAAACGGGACGUUGCGCAUCGACCAGCCAGUGACAGCUGACAAAGGGGUUUACCGUUGUCUGGCGAAAAACGUGGCUGGGACUGCAGAGAAGCGAUACGCUCUAGAACCAGGAAGAAAGCCUGUGAUUCGAGGCACAACAGGGAUCAUGAAGAUCACGUUUGGCCAAAUUCUGAACCUGCCGUGCUCUGUGGAUGGCUGGCCACAGGCCUCAAUCACAUGGACCCUACCAAACGGCCUGGUCCUGGACAAGCCCCAGGUUAUUGGGAGAAUUACAUUUUUAUCAAACGGCACACUUCAACUCAAAGAGGUCGCCACAUUUGACAGGGGAACCUACGUCUGCAAGGCCACCAACACAUUUGGGUCAUCUGCGUUGUCAUACCCAGUUGCAGUUAUGGUGUAUCCUCCAAGUAUCACAAACGCACCCCCUUCCAUCACUAGAGUCCACAGAGGUUCAUCAGUAACACUUAACUGCAUCGCUGCAGGCAUACCAAAGCCUGAGAUAACAUGGACUCUACCUGGAAGAACCACACUUGUUCCCAAAAACCGUUUCACGGCACAGGGAGGAAUUCACAUGACGGUUGAGGGCAGCUUGGUCAUACAAGACCCAGUGCUGAUGAACUCAGGGAUUUACAAAUGCAAUGCAAAAAAUGCUCUAGGAAGUGACUUCAAAGCAACAUAUCUUCAGGUGAUCUGAGCCACAACAGAAAUCCCUAAUCUAAUCUGACAAUUACACUUGAAUGUAAAACUUAAUCCUCUAGAAUACCAUAUGUACAGUGUAUUUAUGUAACCUUACCAUUAAUGUGCAUAUUAUAUGAGGUAAAAUAGUGUGAACUCUUAUAUCACUAACAAGGAAAGGAGAAAAAGGUCUGCUUUAAUUGUUGGCAGAAAUAUAAGCAUAUAAAAACAUAACAGAUGUGACUUAGGGAAUGCUCUCUUUUCUUUGAAUUUAUAAAUAUUCCUGUAUGUAAAUAUCUAAUUAUGCUGUGUUGACUGAACUCACAUUGUUGGUUUAUCUAUAUCACUUUUUUACUAAGAUACAGCUUGCAGGUGCCUAGUGUUACUUCUGACAAUAGAAAAAAUAAAAGUGAAUCACUUA
Molecule: messenger RNA, 5282 nt
Organism: Oncorhynchus kisutch (coho salmon)
Lineage: Eukaryota; Metazoa; Chordata; Actinopteri; Salmoniformes; Salmonidae
Product: matrix-remodeling-associated protein 5
Exons: 3
Coding region: 99-4880 (1593 amino acids)
Biological process (GO): homophilic cell-cell adhesion
Cellular component (GO): plasma membrane
Source: RefSeq, a predicted model, not a curated record